Molecule: messenger RNA, 1653 nt
Organism: Humulus lupulus (European hop)
Lineage: Eukaryota; Viridiplantae; Streptophyta; Magnoliopsida; Rosales; Cannabaceae
Exons: 2
Coding region: 1-1653 (550 amino acids)
Source: RefSeq, a predicted model, not a curated record
AUGGUGAGAACUCGUGGUGCCUCCUCCAAGAAGAUCCCUGUUUCUCAAUCCCGAAAGGUGCCAUCUCCUUCGCCUCCUCCGUCUGUGUCAACGGCGCCUCUUUCUGUUCCAACAGCUCCCACAUCUGUUGGAAAGUCCUGCAAAUCCAAGGCUCGCAAGAAGGUGUUUUCGCUCUCUCAUGAACAUCCUAUGGUGUUUCCAGAUAUCUCUGCUGACAUUGUUGCACCACCAUCUGAAGUGGUGGUGCCCUCUCAAGCCAAGGACCAUUCUCCUCUUCCGUUUGAUUCGUCUUUGGAGGCUAGGGCAAAAUCGAAAUCUGUUUCCUCCUCUUCCAAAGCUGCUGCUGCUGGGUUGCUCAAAUUGCCCUUGAAGCCGAGUCAGUCCAAGAAAAAUUCUGUGACUCCCAAAAGGAAAUUGGGGUUGGACGCGUCUCUUUCUCCUUUGUCUGCUGCCAAGAAAAAAUUGAAGGCUCAUCCCCCUUCAUUGUCCUCCUCCGAAUCUGAUCCUGAGGAAGAUAAGUCCGAAUCUGAAGCAACUCAUGAUACCACAUUGUCUGAUGAAACGGUUCCUGACAUUGCCGAAUCAGAGGCUGAGUCUGAUGAGCCAGAAAAAGAAGACACUAUCCCCUCUGAACAGGAAGCCGAAUCUGACUCAGACCACAUUGCAUCUCCUUUGCCAUCCAAAGCUAAAGGGAAGAAACCUAUUUCUGGUUCUACACCUUCACCAAAACAUUCAGGUGUAAAUUUCAAACCUUAUUCUUCCAUUUUUUGCUAUAAUGAUAAUGUACGUGAUAUGGUUCUAUAUGCUCAAAGGAAAUUUAUCAUUGAAAGAAAUUAUGUCUUGAGUGAUCAUCGUCCUUUUGGUGUGCUAACAAUGCUUCAAGAUCGACAAUGGACAGGUUCUUUGGUUAAAUUUUCUGGUUUUGUGGAUAGAAUAGUCAAGGAAUUCUAUGCCAAUAUUACUAAUGAAAUUAUUGAACCUUCAUCUCCUCUGUAUAAUAAAGUGUUUGUUAGGGGCCAUUGGUUCUCUUUUUCUCCUCAAGACAUUGCUCUUGCUUUGCACCUUCCCCUUACUGUCGAGGAUGAUGUUGAUGGUGCUUCUCUUGACAAGGACAUGGUUAUCACUGAGUUGUUUGCAACAACAAAUUGGAAGCCCACUUCUCACACGGCCACUAUCUCUUUUGAUAUGGCAUCAUUUUUGUACAAGGUGGGGACCGGUCUUGGUAUAAAUUUGGCUUCGGUUAUUCAUGAUCAAAUCAUUGGGUUUCGCAAAGGUAACAGGAAAAACUUGAAUCUUCCUUUUCCUCAUGUUAUUUAUCAAGUGUUGAGUAUGCAGAAAAACGAUCUCCAACGUGCUCAAGAAGACUUGGUGGCACCCACUACUGCUGCUUCCUACAAGGCCUCUGCCCCUCCUACUGAAGCCACUGCUGCUCCGUCCUCAAAGAAAGUCAAGCCCCAAUCUCUGAAGAUUGCCUCGGAUGACAUUCCUCAUGCCUCCUCCUCUGUUGCCACAGAUUCAGGACUUGUUGCAACAGAAAUAGCUGCUGUUCGAGCCUCUGUUGAUUCUUUGACUGCUCGCGUGAUGUCAAUUGAAGGACUGCAACGUUCUGUGUUGGAGGCUAUUCAAUCUCUGUCCAAUGAUCCAGUUGUUUAG